AUCAAGCCUCGAAAAAAGGUCAGGUUUUUCCCAUCCCUUGGACGUCAUUGCCACUUCAAACAAGCCAAUCAAUACCGUCUUCCUCAACUUAAAUCAUUGUUCUUCAGAACUUUUGCCAAUUAUCUAAUCUAUUUCUCCCUCCUCCUCUCCCUUUAACUUCAUCUAAUAACAACUACAAGGGAAGGUCUCAACUCAAGAUAGAACCCUCCCUUUAAUCCCCGCUUCUCUUUGCUCCUUUCUUCAACCUCGGAAAUGAAGAAAAUGGCGACUCCUCUGCUCUUUUUCGCUACCUUUUUGUUACUUCUUGCCACGGUUCACCCAAAGGUAAUUGCUGUGGGACAACCUUCUGAGGUCAAGCUUAACUCUCGAAUCCUUCAGGAUUCAAUUGUCAAACGAGUAAAUGAAAACCCCAAGGCUGGAUGGAAAGCUGCCCUGAAUCCUAGAUUUUCUAAUUACACUGUUGGUGAGUUUAAGCACAUUCUUGGAGUCAAACCAACACCGAAGAAGGAACUUCUGGGCAUUCCUAUUAUAAGGCAUGGUAAAUCCUUAAAGAUGCCUGCCAAUUUUGAUGCUAGAACAGCUUGGCCACAAUGUAGCACAAUUGGAAGAAUUCUUGAUCAGGGUCACUGUGGUUCUUGCUGGGCUUUUGGUGCUGUUGAAUCACUAUCUGAUCGGUUCUGUAUCCAUUUUGGCAUGAAUAUAUCUUUGUCUGUUAAUGAUCUUCUCGCAUGCUGUGGCUUUUUAUGUGGAAGUGGUUGUGAUGGGGGGGUUCCAAUAUCUGCUUGGCGAUAUUUUGUGCGCUCCGGUGUUGUCUCUGAGGAGUGUGAUCCGUACUUUGAUGAUAUUGGCUGUUCUCACCCUGGUUGUGAGCCUGCAUAUCCUACUCCAAUGUGUGAGAAAAAGUGCGUUAAGGGAAACCAGCUCUGGAGUCAGUCCAAGCACUAUAGUGUCGGGGCAUAUAGAAUCAACUCAGAUCCAACUGAUAUCAUGGCUGAAGUUUAUAAGAAUGGACCUGUUGAGGUCGCCUUCACCGUUUAUGAGGAUUUUGCUCACUACAAAUCUGGAGUUUACAAGCAUGUGACAGGCAGUGUUAUGGGAGGUCAUGCAGUUAAGCUUAUCGGGUGGGGAACUUCUGAUGAUGGGGAGGAUUACUGGCUCCUUGCAAACCAGUGGAAUAAAGGCUGGGGUGAAGAUGGUUACUUCAAGAUCAGAAGGGGCACAAAUGAGUGUGGAAUCGAAGAUGAUGUGGUAGCUGGUUUACCUUCAACCAAAAAUCUUGUGAGAGAGGUAGCUGACAUGGACAAUCUUAAAGCUGCUUCAUUUUGAGAGUAAUUCAUCUAGUCAUGUCUAUUAUUAUUAUCCCUUAUCAGCCAAGAUACCUAUAUAUAUUGUUGUGCUUCACCAUAAUAAUAAUGUACCCACAUGAACUCUUAAACUUCUGAUAUAAUAUAAAAAUGGAUUGCUACA
Messenger RNA from Gossypium raimondii (Peruvian cotton), 1467 nucleotides. Its product is annotated as cathepsin B-like protease 3. Lineage: Eukaryota; Viridiplantae; Streptophyta; Magnoliopsida; Malvales; Malvaceae. Gene Ontology annotation, cellular component: lysosome. The transcript is spliced from 11 exons. Gene Ontology annotation, biological process: regulation of catalytic activity. The record is from RefSeq and is a predicted model, not a curated record. Gene Ontology annotation, molecular function: cysteine-type endopeptidase activity. The coding region runs from base 253 to 1326 and encodes 357 amino acids.